GGGUUUGGGCCGGAAUUAUUGUUCUUUUUUGCCAAAGCCCUAAACAAAACUGGCCCAAUUAGAUACAAUCACAGGUAUGGAUACGUCGCCUGUUUAAGGUACAUAUUUUUUCUUUUGGUCAAGUUUAAGGUACAUAGCACAAGGGGAUCAUGUUCAACUCUAUUCCAUAUAUUGUAAGUGACAAUAAAAUGGAUCAAUUGCAGAAAAUGAAGAAGAGCAUAUUGUUGAAAGCAAAUAAUUGCAAAGAAAUAGAGCCAAAAGUUGUGGUUUGUGGUUUUGCCGUUUUGGUGAUCACAAGGCAGAGGCGGAUAAAACAGAGAGGCUCCGGCCAACUUAGUAAACACCAAACCGGCCGAAAUCCAAGACACAAAAAACAAUGCUUCAUUCUAUGAAUGGUCUGGAUUUCUCUUGCUUUCUCCACAUCUCACUUUCACAUUCCACUUUGGCUCACUCAGUUUCAGGUACCAUUAAUCCUUCAUAAAUGGGAUUUUGAGCAGGCAGCAAGCGUUGUCUUUUACUAACAGAAUAGUACACAUUUUCUUGUAAGUAAUUUAGUUGAGUGGGAAAUAUGGGUGAGGUUGAUACCAAACCAAUUGAAUCAGUCCAGGCUGCUUUGUCCUUGUUUGAAGAUAAAGCUGAUCACCGGAAAUCCCGCCCUACCAGCACCGAUAUGGAGAGUGAGAAAGAGAGAGAAAUUGAAGGUAUACUAAAGGAUUUGGCCAAUUACAAGGUGCAAUUGGAAGCAAAGGAUGCUGCCUAUAUGCAAGCUCUCCUUAAGCUGCAACACAAUCAGUACACAGCAGAAGAGCUUUCCACUCUGGUUCAAAGCAUUGAGAUUGAGAGAGAUGAGUACAUACGAGACUGUAAAGAGGCUAGGACUCGCGUGGAUGAACUCGAGUCCAAGGUGAAGGAGAUGGCUGAUCAGCUUUCGGAAACUGCCGAGCUACGCGAGCAGCUUAUGCACGUUUUUAGCGAGUUGAAGGCCACACAAGCCGAGCUGUUUAGCAUGGAAACUGACCUCGCGCGUGCCAGAGAUUCAGAGCUCAAGGCCCUAACACAAGCGGAACUGAUGGAGAGUGCUUUCGUCAUGGAGCAAGAAAGGACAGAAGAGCUUGUGAGACAGGUUGCAGAUCUCAAUGAGGCGAUAUUCAUGUCAAAAGGUGCUGCCAUUGAGGCCGAGAAUGACAAGUUAGCAAUGUUAUCUGAGAAAGAUGCCGAGAUUGAGCUAGCUACACAAGCUGCUCUUAAAGCACAGGAGCAGCUAGAAGACGCAAGAAUACAAACACUAGCAGUUCAGGAGUUGGAGAAUCAGCUCCUUUCCAAGUCUGAGUACAUUGAAAUGCUUAAAUAUGAGAUCAAAGAUGUAAAUGAACAACUUGUUUUGUCCAAGAAGGCUGCUUCUGAUGCUAUUGAUAAUCUGAAGCUGGUACAAGAAGAGUUAGAAGGGAUGGAAAGAAAGAACUUCGAUCAGGAUGGUUUGAUUGAGUCACUUGAAAUGGAAUUGAAUCAGUUAAAACAAGAGAUAAUAAAUGCUAAUGAAGUGGCUAAUCGCUUGAAGGUUGAUGUUGAAAUUCUAACCAGCAAGUUACAGGAGGCAAGAAGUGAGAUUGAUGAAAUCAAGCAGAGGGAAAACAAUGCACUAGUUGAGAUAGCAAUGCUGGAAUCUGAGCUGCAUAGAGGAAGGUCAAAAAUUGCAGCAGCUGAGGCAGCUGAAGCAAGAAAGGAGAACAUGAAAUCUGGGAUGUAUCUUGCAAUUCAGCAACUAGCAAUAGAAGCCGAAACUGCCAAGAUGGAAAACAGAAUGUUAAAACAAGGAGCAGAUGGGGUAGAGGAAGAAGCUGAUGAACAAUAUCAGGAUGCUGAAGCUUCCGAAAUUGAAGAACUCAAUGUUGAAGAAGAUCAUGAAGAGAGAAAAGAACAGGAUAAUGGACAACUUAUAACAAUUUCGUUGAAGGAAUAUGAGUGCUUGAUUGAGAAGGCAGAGAAGGCUGAUCAAAUUCCUGUGUCAUUGGAGAAGGAACUUAGUUUUGGUCGACAGUCAAGCUUAAGCGCCACAGAAGACAAGUCUGAGUUGGAAAGGUUAGGGAAGGAGCUAGAGGCUGCUUUGGAAAAAGUAGUGCAAUUCAGGAACCGAGCAGAACAGGCAGUUACGAGGGCUGAUCUUGCUGAGACAGCUAAAGCAGGACUCGAGGAUCAGAUAAGGCGAUGGAGAGAGCACAGGCAAAAGAGAAGGGCUGCUCUUAUUGCACUUAGGGAGGUAGCUGCUCCAAAAGAAUAUGGAUAUCAUGCUCCUCAAGAAUUUAGCCUUCCUGAAUACAAUGAAAUACAAAAGGAAAAUCCCCCACUAGGUCAGGUACUUAACUUGAAAUUCUAGUUUUGCACAGUUUAGGCCAGCUACUGUUCAUGUG
This is a messenger RNA of Rosa chinensis, 2408 nucleotides long. Its product is annotated as protein WEAK CHLOROPLAST MOVEMENT UNDER BLUE LIGHT-like 3. Lineage: Eukaryota; Viridiplantae; Streptophyta; Magnoliopsida; Rosales; Rosaceae. The transcript has 2 exons. Bases 569 to 2374 code for a protein of 601 amino acids. The record is from RefSeq and is a predicted model, not a curated record.